UCCCCGCCCCCACCCUUUAAACUCAAAGCUAAGCCUAAGCUAAGCUACCCGGCGAUUUAUCGGCCAUGUCGCCGGACCUAUAAAGUUUAUCCCGAUUUUAGCCUUUCUCUCUCUAAAAACUCCUCUGUACCAGUUCUCUUUCUCUCUUUGGCGAAAAAAAAUUUAAAAAUUAAUAAAAUUGGGUUUAGCUUAAACAUUUUAGCACUUCAGCUCCAUCUCUCUGAAAUAAUAAAGAAGAAAAUUGAGAGAAUCCUAAAUUUUUGGGCCUAGGGUCAUUUGCGUCAUUUCGCGAGAAUGGAAGCGAUUAUUAUCAUCGACAAAUAAAGGAGGGAUAGAUAAAAAGGGAAGAUGUACAGAGGAGAGAGAGUGUCCGGUGGCUCUAAGGGAGAGGUGGGGUCGGUGGAUCGGAACCGUAUCAACGAGACGCUUGAUAAGCAACUGGAGCAAUCAUCGCCUUCCACUUUGAGAGCGAUCAACGGGAAAGAUAAGUCUGCAAACGCCCAUCUCAUGGGGAAGCAUCCACCUGAUCAUCAUUGCGACUCUCGCUCCGCUUCUCUACCUAAAGCAAAUGCCUCCGAAGAUGAAUCUGAAACAGACAGUGAAGAAUCAGAUGUUAGUGGUUCUGAUGCGGAUGACACAUCUUGGAUUUCGUGGUUUUGCAACCUACUUGGAAAUGAAUUCUUUUGUGAAGUCGAUGAUGACUACAUUCAAGAUGACUUUAACCUUUGUGGGCUAAGCAGUCAAGUUCCUUACUAUGAUUAUGCACUUGAUUUGAUUUUGGACGUCGAGUCCCAUGGGGAUAUGUUUACAGAAGAGCAAAAUGAAUUAGUUGAAUCUGCGGCAGAGAUGCUUUAUGGUUUGAUCCAUGCUCGAUACAUAUUGACAAGCAAAGGAAUGGCAGCUAUGCUAGACAAGUACAAGAACUAUGAUUUUGGAAGAUGCCCUAGAGUUUACUGCUGUGGACAACCUUGUCUUCCAGUUGGUCAAUCAGAUAUUCCUCGUGCAAGCACCGUAAAAAUAUACUGCCCUAGGUGUGAAGAUAUAUACUACCCUUGGUCCAAGUAUCAAGGCAACAUUGAUGGAGCCUAUUUUGGGACCACAUUUCCAAACCUGUUCCUGAUGGCACAUGGGCACUUGAAGCCACAAAAGGCAACUCAAAGCUAUGUUCCAAGAGUAUUUGGGUACAAGAUCCACAAGCCAUAAUGCUGGAACUAAAACCUCCUUCAUGACAUUUUGCCUUCUAAUCUGGAAGUAAUGGUUUUGAAAGAUGAGGGAUAGUUGAGUAGUCUUUCAUAGUCAAGUUUACCGGCCUUUUUUGUAUGUUCUAAAAUCUAAAUGGAUUACCACAAGGCUUAUUUACAAACAGCAAGUGUUUAAUUCUUAAUUUAGAAGAGCCUUUCAUUUGAAUUGAUUCUAGGUAGAGUAACCAUUAAUACCGUCCGGCAUCUGUUGUACUUUAUCGAUUGAUUUAUCAGUGUUUUCUCUGUGUAUUUCCUUGUACUUAAAACGUCUGUUAUAUGUUAUCAGCAUUGACAUAGUGGAACAAUUUGCUAGGCUUUUUAGUUCAUA
Molecule: messenger RNA, 1569 nt
Organism: Gossypium raimondii (Peruvian cotton)
Lineage: Eukaryota; Viridiplantae; Streptophyta; Magnoliopsida; Malvales; Malvaceae
Product: casein kinase II subunit beta-1
Exons: 5
Coding region: 349-1203 (284 amino acids)
Cellular component (GO): protein kinase CK2 complex; cytoplasm
Molecular function (GO): protein kinase regulator activity
Source: RefSeq, a predicted model, not a curated record